Brachypodium distachyon (stiff brome) is the source of this 2195-nucleotide messenger RNA. RefSeq names its product rop guanine nucleotide exchange factor 7. NCBI's taxonomy places the organism in Eukaryota, Viridiplantae, Streptophyta, Magnoliopsida, Poales, Poaceae. Gene Ontology annotation, molecular function: guanyl-nucleotide exchange factor activity. The transcript has 7 exons. Bases 336 to 1961 code for a protein of 541 amino acids. The record is from RefSeq and is a predicted model, not a curated record.
CACUGACCGUUGCCGCACCGAGAAUCCCACCAAAACAACUCAAAACCCCAACGGUCACUCCUCCUCCUCUUCCGUCAGCUGCCUUUCACAGACUUCUUUUAAGCUUUUAUACUCCCCGCCCUCAUGCAGUUUUAUUCCCCGCGAUCGAGAGAGAACGGAACAUAGCCAGCCGUGCUGUGCCCGAGACACUGCCAAACCCCGUCGCUCAUACUAGUAGCUGCAGCACCAAGCUAAGCGCCGUCAAUUGCCGCGCGAGUUAAUACUAGAAGGAGAGCAGAGUACUACGUAGGAGAGGGGUCGUUGCCGGGACGAAUCGUGUUGGGUUAAUUUGGGAUAUGGCGAGAGGGGGAGGAGGCCCGGCUGAGGAAGAGGAAGAGGGGGAGAUGGCGGUGAGCGAGACGCUGACGGCGGAGUCGGCCGACGACGAGGAGCGCCGCCGCCGCGGGAGCAGCGGCUCGAGCGCCAGCUCUGAGGCCGCCUCCAGUGAGUCCUACUGCCCGCCCGACGAGUGGCAGCAGGCCGUCGCCAUCAAGACCUGCGUCACCGACGACGCCACGGGCAAGGCCAAGCCGCCGGACGCCAAGGAGAAACUCCCCGGCGCCGAGAAGCACAGAGCCCCAGAGCUGGAGCUGAUGAAGGAGAGGUUCGCGAAGCUGCUGCUGGGCGAGGACAUGUCCGGGAGCGGCAAGGGCGUCUGCACCGCGCUCGCCAUCUCCAACGCCAUCACCAACCUCUGCGCGACGAUAUUCGGGCAGCUGUGGAGGCUGGAGCCGCUGGCCCCGGAGAAGAAGGCGAUGUGGCGGCGGGAGAUGGACUGGCUGCUGUGCGUCAGCGACCAUAUUGUCGAGCUAGUGCCCACAUGGCAGACAUUCCCUGACGGAACCAGGCUUGAGAUCAUGACAAGCAGGCCACGAUCCGAUCUGUACAUCAAUCUGCCGGCACUUCGGAAGCUAGACAACAUGCUCCUUGAAAUCCUGGAGAGUUUCAGAGACACCGAGUUCUGGUACGCCGACCAGGGGAUCUGCGACGGUGCGGCUUCCUUCCGGAAGUCUUCGUUCCACCGCCGCGACGAGAAGUGGUGGCUGCCGGUGCCCCGCGUCUCCCUCGGCGGCCUCGGCGAGGCCACGCGGAGGCAGCUCGAGCACAAGCGGGACUGCGCCAACCAGAUCCUCAAGGCCGCCAUGGCCAUCAACAGCAACGCCCUGGCCGAAAUGGACGUCCCCGAAUCGUACCACGACUCGUUGCCCAAGAACGGGCGUGCGACGCUAGGGGACAUCAUAUACCGCUACAUCACGUCGGAGCAGUUCUCUCCUGACUGCCUCCUGGACUGCCUGGACCUGUCGUCGGAGUACCAGGCCGUGGAGAUCGCCAACCGCGUGGAGGCCUCCAUCUACGUGUGGCGCCGGAGGGGCACCGCAGCCGGCAAGUCGGCGGGCGGCAAGUCGUCGUGGGGCAUGGUCAAGGACAUGAUCAUGGACACGGAGAAGAGAGGCGACCUGCUCGCCGAGCGCGCCGAGGGCCUCCUGAUUUCCCUCAGGCAGAGGUUCCCCGGGCUGACGCAGACCAGCUUGGACAUGAGCAAGAUCCAGUACAACAAGGAUGUGGGGAAGUCGAUCCUGGAGAGCUACUCGAGGGUUCUGGAGAGCCUGGCGUCCAACAUCAUCGCGAGGAUCGACGACCUGCUCCACGUGGACGAGCUGAGCAAGCAGCCGGACCAGGUCCCCGCCGAUGGCAAGUUUAUUGCUCGCAAGGCGGCGGCCAUGGUGGCGCCGGCGCCGGCCUCGGGCACGCCGUACCUCACGGCGUACGCGACGCCGAGCUUCUCGCCGGCGCUGCUGUCCAGCCCGUCCAAGAUCGGGAGGGCGCUGCUGGUCGACAGGCGGUCGCACCACCACAGCAAGAACGGCGUGGAGGUGGUGAAGGGGAUGCUGGCCAGCAGCCGGUUGGCCGCGGAGCUGUGAAUCCUCUGUCCUUGGACUGUCUGUGCAUACCUCGCCUCGUGUAUGUGUGCCUGAUGAUUUUCUUGUCGAACCCUUAGUGUAGCGAGUGAGUACCGGAGGGCGGUUCGUUUUUGCCGUUUGCCGCCCGCGGCGUGUAAUGGCGGCUUUGGCACCUGGCAGUGCCUAAGCAUAGUUGUCGCGAGUGUUUUAAUUCGAUGUUCAUCGGAUGAGACGAAAAUGCCGUAUUUCUGCAAA